This is a messenger RNA of Porites evermanni, 354 nucleotides long. Lineage: Eukaryota; Metazoa; Cnidaria; Anthozoa; Scleractinia; Poritidae. The record is from the annotation of a GenBank genome assembly.
UCAGAUGUGCACGCCAAUCCAUGCUUCAACUAUGUGGGUAGCUCCAAUGGGGUCAUCAGCUCCAGUACAACCAAAAACAACUCCAUGUACGAUUGCACGUGGAUCAUUACAGCACCAUCUAACCACACCGUCAAAUUGACCUUUACCACAUUUAAUCUCUUUAAUUAUUCGACGAUAAUCAGGAGCGAGAUUAAAGUCUUUGAUGGAAGAAGUAAAUAUGACACCUUGCUGGGUAUUUUUAGUGGAUCAAGACGCCCAUUCAUCGUACAAACAAGUGGUCAAUUCAUGAUGUUAACCUUUAAAAGGUAUCAUGAACUCGGAUUUUUUAACUUCGAGGGAGUCUACUCUUCAACC